AUGACCUGUACAGCAAACUCGAUGACGGUAGAAUCUUCUCUCGAGACCGAGGGGGGUCACUGGUCUUCUCCGCGAUCGACGUCGGAGACAUUCCUAUCACGCCCGAGGAAACUCUCUUGCGACUACCAGGAUGCCGACACCGUCUUCAUCAGAGUCGAGCUAUUCCUCGCCGAACUCGAGCGCCGUAUGCAAUGGAUUGAACAGUACCGAAAGUCUCACAUGGGUCAGAUCGACGCUGGAUUGAAGCGAGGCUACGCCACCCUUGAGGCCGUGCGAGACCAAUGCUCACUUGCGUCGGGUGAAUUGAUGGGCAGUGGAAAGAAACGGGCCAAGAUCUUGGUUGAAACUCUGGAGGAUCGAUACAAUGAGGCUUUGGCCACCAAAGAGACAUUGGAACAAAAGGCCCAAGCCGGAGUGCGUUUGAUGGAGUCCUUCUUAUCCGAACUCGAGUCACGAGCGCAUGCUGUUCGUGACCGUGGUAUUUAUGGGGCCUUGGAUGAUGGAUGGAAGGCUGUGGACUCGAAACUCGUUCACGCCCGUGAGGUGGUCGACGAAGGAAUGGAACGGGCUCGGCGAGCCCGGGAUGCUGUGCGUGAAAACAUCGAGACUGCUCUGUCUCUGGCCAAGGAGAAGCGACUGAUCACCUACUCGGAUCUCCCUGACCCUUGGCGAGUCAACCCUCAUAUCCUCAAGGGCUACCGCUUCACACAGUCCAAAGUGGAGUUAAUCUCUUCGGUCUUCGGCCUCUCGAAUGAGCUAGUCAACAUCUGGUCGCAUAUUAUCGGUCUCAUCAUCGUGCUAUCCAUCGCAUUUUACUUUUAUCCCUUACACACCAAUUUCCACCUCAGCACCAAGGCCGACAUCAUGGUCGCAGCUGUCUUCUUCUUUGCUGCUUGCAAAUGCCUAGUCUGCAGUACUAUUUGGCAUACCAUGAACAGUAUUGCCUCGCAGCCACUCAUGGAGCGGUUUGCGUGUGUGGACUAUACAGGUAUCUCCAUGUUGGUUGCCGCUUCGAUUGUUACAACAGAGUACACUGCCUUCUACUGCGAGCCUGUCUCCCGGUGGACAUACAUUCUCCUCACCAUGUCUCUCGGUGUUGGCGGUGUCAUUCUUCCAUGGCACCCAACCUUCAAUCGCCACGACAUGGCAUGGGCUCGAGUGGCUUUCUUUGUGACGCUUGCUCUCACUGGCUUUUCACCCCUCGCCCAGCUUACCUAUACCCGUGGUCUUGAUUGGUGCCUUUACUUCUAUGCGCCGGUCAUGAAAAGCAUUCUUGUGUACUUUGUUGGCGCCCUGGUCUAUGCAUCGAAGAUUCCAGAGCGAUGGAGCCCAGGUCUAUUCGACUACUUCGGUGGCAGCCACAACAUCUGGCACUUUGCCGUUCUGGGUGGAAUUCUCUUCCACUACCAUGCCAUGCAAGAUCUCUUUGCAGAUGCUUUUCAGCGGGCUCAAGGAGAAUGUCCCAACCUGGCAUCUUGA
Messenger RNA from Penicillium chermesinum, 1479 nucleotides. Its product is annotated as hemolysin III family protein. Lineage: Eukaryota; Fungi; Ascomycota; Eurotiomycetes; Eurotiales; Aspergillaceae. The transcript is spliced from 3 exons. The coding region runs from base 1 to 1479 and encodes 492 amino acids. Gene Ontology annotation, molecular function: signaling receptor activity. Gene Ontology annotation, cellular component: membrane. The record is from RefSeq and is a predicted model, not a curated record.